Molecule: messenger RNA, 735 nt
Organism: Penicillium samsonianum
Lineage: Eukaryota; Fungi; Ascomycota; Eurotiomycetes; Eurotiales; Aspergillaceae
Exons: 5
Coding region: 1-735 (244 amino acids)
Cellular component (GO): nucleus; cytoplasm
Source: RefSeq, a predicted model, not a curated record
AUGCAUUUCCUCUGUCUUCACGGUGCCGUCGGCAACACUGAUAAUAUCACCAUCCAGCUAGCACCUCUACAGAAGGAUUUGAACACAGAUGAUGCUGCGACUUUUCACUAUAUCAACGGUCCUGUGAAAUUUACACCUCCACCAGGGUUCGAGGAAUAUUUUGGGGUGGGGCCGCAUUAUCGGUGGUCUGAUGAUGGAGAAUCGCACGAGAAUUCCUGGAUCAUGCGCGUGCGCAAGAAUGCGGCCGGAGGCAAUCCAGAGGAUGCGAUGAGGGACUUGGCAGGGGGCGCCGGCUGCCGCAACUACAAGGAGUUGAUGGGCUAUCUCUACGAGACACUUGAAAAACAUCCCGAGAUCAGCGGUCUAGUGGCGUACAGCGAGGGAGCUUCUGCCGCAGCCACUUUUAUCCUGGAUGAAGAGCGCAGGCAUCGAGAGGAAGGUCGCGAUCGCCAGAUCAAAUGUGCCAUGUUUAUUACUGGUUGGCCCGCUUUCAAUGGCGAUAAGGGGUUCAUCCUCUCCGACGAAGGGGGUGAGGAAAUGAUCGACGUGCCUACCCUCCAUGUUGUCGGCGCAAAUGAUCCUUUCCGAUACGGUUCAUAUGCCCUUUAUGACAUUUGCGACCCCGACACAGCUGAGCUUUUUGAUAUGGGCAAGGGUCACGUCAUUCCACGCUCGGGUUUGGUGAUUAACGAGCUGAGUAACGCGAUACGAGAAUUGAUCAAGAAGACAUAUUAG